Agrilus planipennis (emerald ash borer) is the source of this 4606-nucleotide messenger RNA. RefSeq lists its product as uncharacterized. The coding region runs from base 234 to 3992 and encodes 1252 amino acids. Gene Ontology annotation, molecular function: myosin II head/neck binding. Gene Ontology annotation, biological process: regulation of focal adhesion assembly; positive regulation of stress fiber assembly. NCBI's taxonomy places the organism in Eukaryota, Metazoa, Arthropoda, Insecta, Coleoptera, Buprestidae. Gene Ontology annotation, cellular component: stress fiber. The transcript is spliced from 13 exons. The record is from RefSeq and is a predicted model, not a curated record.
AACGUAAAUAACUGCAAAUAUGAUGGCUGCGUGUGUUGUGCCAAUUAUUAAAAUUUAAAAGUAGUUACAUUAUGUGUUAUUUUUCUAAAGUGAUUGAAAAUUAUAAGUGUAUAAUAAAUCACAUAGUGUCGAAUAAAUAUUUAGUUGUUGGGAAAUAAUCUAUCUAAAGUGUUAUAUGGAUAUACCUGUAAUUUCACCUGCCACAUUUCAGUAAUCUAUGCAUAAUUUAAAAUAUGGAUUGUUGGUAUCAAGAAAAUGAAAAGGAAAACUCUAACAAACGCAAUUCAAACACACAAUACCUACCAAGCAAAUGUAGAACUACCCGACCACCACCUCCAACACCAGCAACCAACCCCUUACAGUUUGUAAAAGUUGCUCCUCCACCAUUGAUUCAGAAGGCUCAAGAACAGGUUAAAAAGGUUGAACUAGUUAAAUCAGUUAGAAAAGACUUUAAGGAAGAUGAAGAAGACUGGCAGCAAAAUUUAGAUAACUGGAAGAGUAGCAGAAGAAAACGCCAAGAACAUAUCAUUGAAAGGGUUGUAGAAGUGAAAAAGAUCACACAGGAAGAACAAGAUAAAGGAAGAAAGAAGAGUAAGACCUUUAACGAAAUAUUGGAAGAAAGAAGUAAAAGGGGUUAUCGUUUAAAAUUGCCGAUAUACGAAGAUGAAGACUCAGAUUUCACUAGUUAUGUAGGAAGUAGUAAAAGUCAAACUGAUGUUUCAAAAGAAGUUAAAAAAGAAGAACAUGAAAAAGUUGAAUUAUCAGACAAAAGUAUUCAAAAUAAUAAUGAAGAUAACGAAGAGUCACAAAGAAAAGAAGACAGUCAAUUAGAAAAAGAAAAAAAUGUUCGAAAAAAUUAUUUUCAGUGUAAUUUCGAUAACGAGAAAACUAUCAAAGAUGAAAUUAGCAGCCAAAUAAGUUUGUCCAAUGAAAAACCAAAAACCAUUUCGUCUGAAUCAUUUAUAGAUUCAAAAUUUAUUAAUAACAAUGACAACAAAUUCGGUAAAAGCAACCAAGAAGUAAUCAGUUCAAGUUUAGAUAAUAUGCAACAGUAUACGUACGAAAGCGCUAUUGAAGGUUAUCGAAGUCGAAUCAAAUCUAAAAUUAAAAUAGACGAGUCCAUAUUUAACAAGCCCUCUGAAUAUAAACCGAUAGCUAAAGUUGACGUCCCAAUUCCUAAAGGAGUUCUAUUUAAACGUAAAGAAAUAUUUGAAGUCGAAAAACCAAUAGCAAUCGGACAUUUAGAAUCGCUAACAUCCAAAAGAUUGUCCGAAGAUUUUGCAAACUCACAAAGUAUCAAAGAGAGGCUGAAAAGUUUAGAAAAAUGUACAGAACAAUCGUUAACAAGAAACAUUGAAAGAGACCCCACAGGGAUUAAAUGGAAUAACCCUUCGAAUGACGAAAAUGAUAAUAAGACGAUCAAAACAGAGACAAUAACUCAAUCAGUUGAAGAAGAAAAUCUAAAGUCAAGAACUAAACAAAACGAUAAGUCAAACGUUAGACACGAGGAACGUACUACUCGAGUUGAAAGAAGUUUUAGCCCAGAAACAGAACUUUAUAUGAACAAACUAAAUGUAUUCAGCAAAGAUCUUGAUGACUUACUAGAAAAGACUGGUAAUAGAAUUGCACCCAAUGACAUAAGCAAUGGUUUUUAUGAAAGUCCGAAUCCUUCUCUUCUUGGAGACGGAAUAGGCACAGCAUCUUCAGAUAGGGAAGAUAGUGGAAUACACACCGCAGAUGUUUCUUGUUCUGUAAGUCAGGCAGACGAAUCCACUUAUGAAGUUGAAGACAGUGAUUUUUUAUCACCAACAGCACUGAAUCGUUCACAGAAAUUUGACGUUGAAACAGAGAUACACGAGUUAAAUAACGAAAAUGAACAAAAGAAUGAAAAUAUUGAACCAAAUGAAAUAAAAAACGAUAUAGCUACUGCUCAUAGCGAAAUUAAGAGAACAAACAACAAAGAGCUAACAGCGAAGACAAAAUAUUUUCUAGAACAACUUCAAAAAGAAGCCGCAAUCGAUUUAGAACUGGAACGGAAAUGGAAACUGACUACAAAUGUCAUGACGCGCUCUCCAACCUCAGAAACAACCACCGAUUUGAAAAAGGUCGAGCCAAUCAUUAGUAAUAGAUCUGAAAAAGAUACACAUGCAAACGCCAAUACGAACACUCCCCUAAUAUUGGAUUAUAUCGACGAAUUAGAGUUAUCUAAUUCUCCACUAGCACCACCAAAGGCUGUUGAACCACCGAAAGAAAAACCACCACCUCCACCACCACUAGACCAGGAAGACUAUCAAGAGAAAGCAAAAGCAUUCAACUCCACCAAAAGAAUCAAAAAAGAAAUUUACGUGAAACGUUCAAGUUUUUUGGGUCUGGAUGAACCAACAGACGAUCAAAUUGAUCCUGAUAUUAGCAUUGAAAGACCGCCAGAUAUAAAUAGAUUUCUUCAGGAAGAAUCUCAAAUGGAGAAAUGCUUGUACAGAAAGUUACACGGAAGUAGGGAGAUGAUUAGCGAAGUAGAAAGCCAGGAUUCAGGAUUAGAAAGUGAGCGCGGAAGGCUCUCUAGCGACACGUGGUGUAGCAACGGGACAUCCGCACAUUUUAGGCAAGACAGUGAGCAGACCAAUAGUGUAACAUCUGAAGAAGAUGAAGUAACCAGAAAAGAACGAGAGAUAAUCGAAUUAGUAGAGAAAGAAGAAAAGUCAAAAACAGCCAUCACAAACUUAGAAAAAGGCGACUUAGAAUCGAUCCAUUACAGACGCAGGCGCAACUUUCCUUUGUGUAACGAGUAUUAUCCUGUUGAUGCGGGCAGCUCGACAACUUACUGUAAUUCAACAUUAAGUGAUACUGAUUUAGAGGUGAUGCGAGUAGAACAAGAAUUAAAUCGGUUAGAACGAAAACAUGUGGAAAGUCAAAAUUAUAUGUUAGCCCAGUGUGGCUCGCCAUCAAGAAGCCAGUGCCGAAACUCACUGGAAAACAUAUGUGACACAGACGCUUGCUCCCCAUAUGCAACAGCAGAAAACUAUCGAAAAUCUUUACCAGACCUGUACCACGACUAUAAACCAUCCUCUACCAAUUGUUCUUAUCGCAAAUCAAUGCCAGACAUAAAUCAAACACCAUACCUAAGUUUUAAGAAACAUGAAAGUAUCCCUAUGUAUGCUUUGGAAUAUCGUAAAUCUAUGCCAGAGUUGGAAGGGAUUUAUCCACGACCGGCAAUCACUUCCCAUUUGAAAGAGGCGUAUCCUUCCAACUGCGAGAAUAAACAAGCUUAUAUAGAAUGUGUAGAACCACCGAAUAUGGGUGGAAAAAUGAAACUAAAGCAACCAGUUUCGAAACACGAGGCCCAUGCUUUAAGUGCUGCUCCAAAACAAAAACAUAUUCCUAAUGAUAUUUGGAUUCAACCAAAAGUCAAUACAGAAACAAAAAAUUAUAAUCAACAUUGGCUGCUUCAGGAAGCGGAAUUAAGAAGAAUCGAAGAACAUCAGAAGAACCGUGGUCAUCAAGGACAUCUAAAAUGGCAGCUACCGGCUAGGCCAGAGCAACAGCAUAUUCCUGAUCCAAUAAUAGAAACUCUUACUCAUAGACUUCAAAAUAGAACUGGCGAAAAUCGUCGCCAAUUUUUGCGAAGGCCUCAGCCUACACUUGGAAAUAAAGACUGUAAUCGUUUUGUAUAUUUAACACAUGAUCAUAAUCUUAAUCAUGGCGUUUCUAAAUCGUAUUCAUCACCUCUUCAUUUACAAGAAUCUCAAAAUCAGUUGUUAAGCGUUAGCGGAAAAAAGAAAUGUUCUUAUUGUGGAAUUGAAUUGGGGCGAGGGGCAGCUAUGAUAAUAGAAAGUCUCGCUCUAUUUUAUCACAUGGAAUGUUUUAAAUGUUGCGUGUGUCAUGUUCAGUUGGGCGACGGUUUGAUGGGGACAGAUGUAAGAGUUAGAAACCAAAAAUUGCACUGCCAUAACUGUUACUCCAGCGAUGACGGUGUUAAAUUUAGUUGCGUUUAAAAACGCAUAUGAAAAUUAAAUUAUAUCUGUUAAAAUUUUCCCGAAAGUUGCUGUACAAAAGAUAAAAAAAUACAGUUUGUAAUAUAAUAUAUAUUCAAUCACCAUUAUUAUGUAAAUUUCACCUUAUGUAUGUAUGUGUAUUAAUGUAAUUAUAAUAGCUUAUUAUACAAGGCGGUCCACGAUCAUUCUUGUACAAUUAUGGCUUUGAUAUUGAUGAUAGUCAUAAAAUCAUUUUCAAAUAUACAAAUAUACCCCUUAUUAUCUCGUGAAAAUGCCCGUUAAGGUAUUUUUUGCGGGAGAACGACAUAUUUUUGUUUUAAAUAUAUGUUUAGUUCCAUUUAUUAUGAUCUAAGUUAAAAAAUACUCGUUAUGGUAAUUUGGUUUUAUGUGUUGCAUUAUUUAGUUAUUACUCGCUGUAUGUUUGAAAAUAAUUUUAAACAAUUCUGGAUUUCGUACAAUUUUUUAAAAGCCAUAUUUCUCAUUCAAAAUCGUGAAUCAGCCUGUAUAUAAAAAAGAUGUAUAAGAAGUUAUAUGGUUGAGACACACUGUAGAUAAUUAAUAUGUAAAAAACAAGAGUAGAUAAGUGUACAGUAAUCUAUGCAUACUACACCAAA